Molecule: messenger RNA, 2583 nt
Organism: Trypanosoma theileri
Lineage: Eukaryota; Euglenozoa; Kinetoplastea; Trypanosomatida; Trypanosomatidae
Exons: 1
Coding region: 1-2583 (860 amino acids)
Source: RefSeq, a predicted model, not a curated record
AUGGCGUGUAUAUCACAGUCUAUUGCGCAGUAUCCAUUAUUACGCUGCAUUAUCGCUGCUGCGCAGUUCGCCCGCGGGGAGUUGUGUUUCUACGAGACCUACGCUGAACUCACGGCGUGUGAUGUUGCGGGGGCGAGCACGACACCGUUGCGAAUUGACUACGACGCCCUCCUCCACUUCCGUGUGGUUCGCCAGCAACAACUCAUGCGGAUUGAAUUGCCGUCGUGGAUUGUCCGUCGCUGGGCGGAGGCGAACGGCUUCGCGGCGGAGUUGGAGGGCGGCGGGUGUUCGCUGCGGGAAAGGGAGGCGGAGGCGCCGUGUGCGUUACUGCAGCAACUGCGGCCGGCCGACAUGUCGCACUUCUUGCGCUGCGUGGCGCCUCUCGUGGCGGCGAGUCGCCGGGGCCGAUCGGCAUCGCGUGUGAGUGUGACGGAGCCGCUGCCGCUCACUUAUUACCCGCCGAGUCCAGAGGCGAAUGGGGCCGUGGAGGAGAACAGCAAUGAGCAUCCGGAUGAGGACAGUGAGAGGGAUAGUGAGCAGCAUCCCUCCUGUUCCUAUCAUAGUAGUAGUAGUAGUAGUAGUAGUAGUAGUAGUAGUAAUAAUAAUACACAGAGGAUAGAAGAAGAAGAAGAAGAAGAAGAAGAGGAUACCGCAGUUUCACCAUUGAAUGGAUCGAGUACAUCACAACAUGGAAUAAGAAGAAGAGGAAAAGCAAAGAGAACUCAGGAUACGGGAACGAUGGAUCAUCAUCACACCGCAACCUCAACUACAACUACAGUUGACGUAAAUAAGAACAAGAAGAAGGAUAGUAAUGACCAUGAAGAGAGACAAGAAUAUGAAGAAGGAGGAAAAGAAGAAGAAGAACAGAAAGAAGACGAUCGUCUUUCUCACUGUUUGGAACUUCUAGGAGCCACUGUAGAGUCCCCAGGCAUGCACUUGGUUCGUGCACAAACCACUCAAGAGAGUGCCUUACUAGCAUACGUCUCUGCACAGAAGAAACAUGGAGUUUGUACGACUAUUGCGAGUAGUGAGGCGGCGGCGUCUAGUGCUUUACUAUUGGGAGAUAUUGUCCGAUCCAGACGUGCAAACAACAACACCGCUACUACUAAUACUACUAAUACUAAUACUGCUGCUGCUGGUGCUGUUGUUCGUAAGCGGCCGCCGCAUAUCAGCAGUGAGGCGAUGGAAUUGGAACCACCAAAGCGUGUAAAGAACGACAUGAUACCAUUAGCACCACAACCGCAACCACAACGACAAGAAGAAGAACAACAACAAAAAGAAAAAAAGAAGGAAAAAGAACAAGAGGAAGAAGCUGCCAAGUCCUUAUUAUCAUCCUUGUCAUCCCACACAGAUGACUCCCAUGGUGACGCUGCAGAAGCAGCAAGAGUAACCACCCCCAAACCAACAACAGGAAGAGGAAGAAGAGGAAGAGGAAGAGGAAUAACAGUUGCAGAGAAAAAUAAAAAUGCUAAUGCCACAACUCUGCAAGAGAAGAAGCCUCAUACCGGGGCAGCAUACAACUUUGCGGAUAUCACAACAGCACCGGAGGCGGCAGCACAUCUCCCCAUCACACCAGAGGCCGCUACAAAGAUACUCGUGGAACUAAACAAUAUGUUACCCGCCAUGCAGCGACGCACACGACGUCCACCUGCAAAGAAGUCCACAACAACACAACGGAAUAAUACACACGGGAAGGAGAAGGAGAAGAAGAAGAAACGUGGAAAGACAACAACUAAAGAAAUGGCAAAUAAUAAUGAUAAGGAUGAUGAGGAGGAGAAGUCGCAUGUAAACAUAACAGCAACUGUGGGGAUGGCGGAAAGCGUCUCAGCACCUCCAGCACCUCCACUACAGCAAUUGCAACAAGAAGAAGAACAACUGAAAGCAAAAGAUGAACGUACACCUGUACUUCCUUCAGCUCCUCCAUCUGCUGCUACUGCUACUGUUCUUUUGAAUGCGUCUACUUCACUCACAACCCCUUUAUUGGACACACGGCCAUUUUAUCAAUCCCGCCAAGAGGCACUCCAACAGGAGGCCACAUCAUCAUCAUCACAGUGUAUACAGAAACCGCAUCAUCGCGUAAGGAAUUCUUCCUCUCACCAUUGUAAAGAUAAACAAGAGAUGAAGUCCUCCCCACAUGCUGCAGGAGAAAAACAAACUGUCAUGACCACAGAAAUGACGACACCUAAAAUGCAGCAACCAUUCAUAUCAGAUCCAAAUAUAAAACUAACAUCUCUGCCAACAUCAUUACGAGCUAAUACCCCACUCACUUUUCUUCCAGAUGCUUCUGUUGCUAAUGCUGCUGCUGCUGGUGGUGGUGGUAUUGGAACAGAGUCUCCUGAUCCUGGUUGUUGUGAUCAAUGCGGUUCCAAAUACAACCACAAUGCCUUUUUCUACGCAGCAGCAGCAGCAGCAGCAACAACAGCCGCAAUGGCAGGAGGUGGAGGAAGUGAACUUCGCACAAAUCGUUGGAGACGUGUAGUGCGUGAACUAGACAGUCUCACAGUACACCUCACACGAGCAAGAACUUGCGGAGAGGAAUUAAGGGGAUUAUUUCUACUCAUGCUGGAGGAUGCGGAGGUGUAA